Molecule: messenger RNA, 3414 nt
Organism: Leptopilina heterotoma
Lineage: Eukaryota; Metazoa; Arthropoda; Insecta; Hymenoptera; Figitidae
Gene: Dhx15
Product: putative pre-mRNA-splicing factor ATP-dependent RNA helicase PRP1
Exons: 7
Coding region: 196-2358 (720 amino acids)
Cellular component (GO): spliceosomal complex; intracellular anatomical structure
Molecular function (GO): RNA binding; ATP binding; RNA helicase activity
Source: RefSeq, a predicted model, not a curated record
GUUAUAGAGCUUUCUCUCUCUUUUGUUGUGUAUAAAAAAAAAGAAGAAAAAAAAGAAAUUGCAUUGUCGUUCAUCGUGUUCAAUUAUUUCCUGCGAUUUCUGAUUGUGACUGCUUCAUUUAUUUUGUGACGACACUGAGAUAAGUUUUUGUAAACAAAUUAGGUUUUUAAUUAGAAUUAAAGCUGUACCUCAGCUAUGUCGAAACCUCCUAAACGAAGAAUUGAAGUUGUGGAUCCAUACGUCAAGCGAAAACCUGAUGGAUCAUUCGCAAGUACUUCACCUGCAAUUGCAACACCUGCGAAAUCGCAAAUACAACUCAAUCCAUACACUGGAUUGCCUUACACACCCCGUUAUCAUGAAUUCUACAAGAAACGAAUUACUCUACCUGUAUUUGAAUAUCGAACGGAUUUUAUGCGACUCUUGGCACAAGAUCAAUGUAUUGUUCUCGUAGGUGAAACUGGCUCUGGAAAAACGACACAAAUUCCACAAUGGUGUGUAGAAUAUUCGAAAAGUAUAGGAAGCAAGGGUGUCGCUUGUACUCAACCUCGUCGAGUAGCUGCUAUGAGUGUGGCGCAAAGAGUUUCGGAAGAAAUGGAUGUUGCUCUAGGACAGGAAGUGGGUUACAGUAUUCGUUUCGAGGAUUGCAGUUCAGCGAAAACAAUAUUAAAAUACAUGACAGACGGUAUGCUUUUGCGUGAGGGUAUGUCGGAUCCAAUGCUCGACGCUUAUCAAGUGAUUUUACUUGACGAAGCUCACGAAAGAACAUUGGCCACCGAUUUAUUGAUGGGUGUUUUAAAAGAAGUUAUCAAGCAAAGAAAAGAUCUUAAAUUAGUUAUUAUGAGUGCAACAUUAGACGCUGGUAAAUUUCAACAAUAUUUCGAUAAUGCACCAUUAAUGAACGUUCCUGGACGAACUCAUCCUGUCGAGAUAUUUUAUACACCCGAGCCGGAAAGAGAUUAUUUGGAAGCCGCUAUAAGAACAGUAAUUCAAAUUCACAUGUGCGAAGAGGUUGCGGGCGAUUUACUUUUAUUUUUAACUGGCCAAGAGGAAAUUGAAGAGGCUUGCAAGAGAAUUAAACGGGAAAUGGAUAAUUUAGGACCGGAAGUUGGUGAACUUAAAUGUAUACCAUUGUAUUCGACAUUGCCACCGAAUUUACAGCAGAGAAUUUUCGAACCGGCCCCACCGACAAAGCCAAAUGGUGCAAUUGGUCGUAAAGUUGUUGUAUCGACAAAUAUUGCCGAGACGUCUUUGACCAUUGACGGUGUUGUUUUUGUCAUUGAUCCUGGUUUUGCGAAACAAAAGGUAUACAAUCCUAGAAUAAGAGUUGAAUCGUUGUUGGUUUCACCGAUAAGUAAAGCCUCAGCACAACAACGAGCUGGACGUGCCGGGCGAACUCGUCCUGGAAAAUGCUUCCGACUUUACACCGAGAAGGCAUAUAAAAAUGAAAUGCAAGAUAAUACUUACCCGGAAAUUUUACGCUCGAAUCUUGGUAGCGUUGUGUUGCAAUUAAAGAAGCUCGGAAUUGAUGAUUUAGUACAUUUUGAUUUCAUGGAUCCCCCGGCACCGGAAACUUUAAUGAGAGCCUUAGAAUUAUUAAAUUAUCUAGCUGCUCUUGACGACGAUGGAAAUUUGACAGAUUUAGGAGCAGUUAUGGCCGAAUUUCCAUUGGAUCCUCAACUCGCAAAAAUGUUAAUUGCUUCUUGUAAUCACAACUGUAGUAAUGAAAUUCUCAGCAUAACGGCUAUGUUAUCAGUCCCGCAGUGCUUUGUGAGACCAAAUGAGGCUAAGAAACUUGCCGAUGAAGCUAAAAUGCGUUUCGCACACAUUGAUGGUGAUCAUCUUACACUUCUGAAUGUUUACCACGCUUUUAAACAAAAUAUGGAAGAUCCCCAAUGGUGUUAUGAUAAUUUCGUCAAUUACCGAUCAUUGAAAAGCGGCGAUAAUGUGAGACAACAAUUGAGCAGAAUUAUGGACAGAUUUCAAUUGAAACGAACAUCUACUGACUUUACCUCCAAAGAUUAUUACAUUAAUAUCAGGAAAGCAUUGGUCAAUGGUUUCUUCAUGCAGGUGGCACAUUUAGAAAGAAAUGGACACUAUCUCACAAUAAAAGAUAAUCAAGUUGUACAACUACAUCCAAGCAGUUGUCUGGACCACAAACCAGAGUGGGUUAUUUAUAAUGAAUUUGUUUUAACUACAAAAAAUUACAUCCGAACAGUCACUGACAUCAAACCUGAUUGGCUGUUGAAGAUUGCACCACAGUAUUAUGAUUUACAAAAUUUCCCUCAAUGUGAAGCAAAGAGACAAUUGGAAGUAAUUCAAAGUAGAAUUGAAUCGAAACAAUUUCAAGAAGGCUUCUAACCCUUACAAUUGAUAGAUCAGUAUAAAAGUCUUUUGAAAAAUUGGUUUAAGUACCUUCUAAAUACUUAACAUUAUUUCAAAAAUUAUAAUAGUUCAGCACACUUUUAUUAGUGAGUCUUCAUUUGUGACAAAAGAAAAAGAAAGAAAAAAAUGACCAUGCAACAGAAAAAUUCCUUUAUUUUAAAGAAGAAAAGAAGUCAUUUAAAUACGUAAAAAAAUACAGUUCAUCAAUUGCUGAAUAUCGUGAAUAGUAAUUUAAAAUUAGUUUUUAACAUUAAUUAAACAUUUGAUUGAGAAUUAUUCAAGUAAAUCUCACUAAAGAAAGAUGCAUUGCUAUUAUUUUGCAGUUGAACACAUUCUAUUUGUACUUUAUUUAUAAAAAAACGUUUUUUUUUUACUAAAAAAAAAAUAUGCGAGUAUAAAAAAAAGUGAGAACUGAAUAAUAAUCUUUUUAUCAUCUAAGUUAGAAUGCCUUGAAUAGUAGUUGAAAUUCAAAUUAGCACCAUAGAUGUAAUAGGAUCAUUUUGUACUGCGCAUUAAAUAGUUACUGACAUGUCAAAAAAUAUUGAUUAAAAAAAAAGAUGUAUACUUUUAAGGCGUUUUUGUGACUAAUCAACAUUGUAGUUUUUCUGUACUGCUUUUUUGUUUAAAAUAAUUCAAGUAAGCUUUCAAUAAUCAAUGGUUAUUUGAAAAGAGAAAAUUUAACGAUUUCUCAAUGUCAUAAUAGUACAAUUUUUUUCACACUUAAUUCUUUUUUAAAUGACAUGCAUUCUGUUCAUAAACAAAUUUCGCAAAUUGAUCAAAAAAAAAAUGUGUCUCAAUUUUUAAAAACGAGGAGAGGGAACCAAUUUUUUUUUAUGGAAAAAAUCUUGUUAAUGCCUGCUUUAUAAUUAUAAAUUCGUGAAGAAUUUUUGGAUAGAAUUUCAAUUUUGUAUAUAUUUGUAAGGGGUAUUGAUAAUAAAAACAAAAAAAAACAAAAAUGUAAUUUGAACAAAUAUCUUGAACAUUGUGAAUGUGUAUUGUCUUAAUUCAUUCCAAUAAACUAAUUACAAAGCA